Molecule: messenger RNA, 1074 nt
Organism: Didymodactylos carnosus
Lineage: Eukaryota; Metazoa; Rotifera; Eurotatoria; Philodinida; Philodinidae
Source: the annotation of a GenBank genome assembly
AUGAAUAUUAUGGAUAAACCACAAAUUAUUCUACAUAGUCAAAAAUCGGUGAAUUACACAGUAUUCGAUUGUAAAUGGAUACCAACAUCAGCAAAAUUUGUAGCAUUAGGAAAUCAUGCUCGUGGAACAGGUGCAUUUGAAAUUUAUGAAAUUGGUCACGGCGAUAUUAAUCUUAUUUCACAACAUGAAAAACCAAGUGCAUUCAAAUGUGGAACGUUUGGUGCUUCUCCAGCACAACGACGACAUUUUGCUACAGGAAAUUUCGAUGGUUACAUGCAAUUAUGGGAUUUGGAAAAAUUAGAUACACCUGUUUAUUCUGUAAAAGGACAUAAAGAAAUAAUAAAUGCAAUCGAUGGAGUAGGCGGUCUGGGUAUCGGAGUUGGAGCACCGGAAAUCGCUACGGCUAGUCGUGAUGGACGUGUUCAUGUAUGGGAUCCACGACAAAAAGAUCAUCCCGUUGCAAGUAUGGAACCAGCUGAAGGCGAAACAAAACGUGAUUGUUGGGCUGUGUGCUUUGGAAACGCUUUCAAUUCGUCUGAAAGAGUCGUGUGUGCGGGUUAUGAUAAUGGUGAUGUGAAAUUAUUUGACUUAAGAACAAUGUCUUUAAAAUGGGAAACAAAUGUAAAGAAUGGUGUGUGCUGCCUUGAAUUUGAUCGUAAAGAUAUUGAAAUGAAUAAAUUAGUUGCAACAACAUUAGAAAGUAAAAUACACGUAUUUGAUAUGCUCACACAACAUGUAGAAAAAGGAUAUUCGUCACUUACUGAAAAAGCUCAUAAUUCAACGGUUUGGCUAGGUCGACAUUUACCACAAAAUCGUGAUAUAUUCAUGACUUGUGGGGGUACAGGAUCAUAUUAUUUAUGGAAAUAUAACUAUCCUGAUAAACGUGUUCAAAAACAGACCGAUGGUAGUGAAAUUGGAGUGAUGGGAUCUUUAACUUUACUACAAAACAUUGGUUUAUCUUCUCAGCCAGCAUCUGGGUUUGACUGGAGUCCAGACAAAGCGGGCUUAGCGUGUACCUCAGCAUUUGAUCAGACAGUUCGAGUAUUGAUAACAACAAAAUUAAAUACCGUGUAA